Messenger RNA from Pararge aegeria (speckled wood butterfly), 1727 nucleotides. Its product is annotated as centrosomal protein 43-like. Bases 118 to 1530 code for a protein of 470 amino acids. Gene Ontology annotation, biological process: microtubule anchoring. Gene Ontology annotation, cellular component: centrosome. NCBI's taxonomy places the organism in Eukaryota, Metazoa, Arthropoda, Insecta, Lepidoptera, Nymphalidae. The record is from RefSeq and is a predicted model, not a curated record. The transcript has a single exon.
GCAAGCAAGUUGCGUGAAGCGACGCUAGUAGGUACCUACUACCUUUUGUAAUGUUAGAAAUUUUAUUGUAAAUAACAUUGAAACGAGUGUUCCUAGCAAGUAACUAAAAUUUGAACCAUGGCACAAGCUGAAGAUACUGAACUUCGUGACUUAGUUAUAGAAGCUUUAGAAAAAAAUGGUUCUCUUGCAAAAAUACGUGCUUUGUUACGUGCAAACAUAUUCUUGGCAUUCGAAGACGAAUGUGAUAAUUUGAAGAUUAAUGAUACGUUAGUUAAAGUAUUACAACUACCAGAAGGUAAAUUUUGUCUUUCUAUAAUACAUGAAUUUUUGGAAUUCUGCAAUCUUCGAAACACGUUGUUUGUGUACAAAUCGGAAAGUAGACAAGGAAAGGAAUACAAUUAUGACAGUGUACACACUUACGCAGAGGAACUGAAUAUAUCGAAGUUCGAAAGGGAGAACGAGCCUAUCUUAUUAACACUUUUAAAAAAUUGUUUGAAACCUGGUUCAAAAACAAGUUUUAGUCAGAGAGAUAAACUUAGUAACACACGCCAGUGUAGUAGUUAUAAAGAUGACCAAAAUUCUACUUAUAUUGUAAAUGAGGAUUCAAGCACCAAUACCAGCCAUACUCAAUCAGACAAUUUUUCAGAUGAAAAGAAUAAAAUUGACUUGCGAUUAACUUUGGACAAUUCUGACACAGAUACCUCUAGUGACUCAACAAGAGGUCAGACACGUUCAGAAUAUAUUCCAAGUAAGCACAUAGAUGCAAUGAAUAGUAAAAUGAAAGAAAAUCAAAAUAUAUCAGAACAAAGUCACCAACAACAAGAAUUGCAAAGUAAUUACAAUUAUGUUGCUAAAAAUAGUGUUAGUGAAAACUGUCUUCGCGAUUUAAAGAUAGUUAAUAACAGCAGUACAGAAUCAACUUCUUAUGCAGAACUAAAACCAUUUAAUAUGUUAGAUACAGUUCUACUUAAUACUUCAGGCUUACCAUUUCAUGAGGUUAAACAUGAGAAAAAAAAGUUAUCCCCUCAUAAUUCAAACUCUACAGCCUCAAAAAUUGAGUCAUUAUCUACAAAUCACACAUUAAACAGUACUUCUGCAUCAAAAAAAGAUAAUAUUAGUCAUCAAGAUUCCAAAGCAAGUGUAAAUAACUCUUCUGAAAAAUAUGAUGACUACAGUUAUGAUUUCACAUCACCUCCCAUUUCUGAAAGGAAAGAUGGACCAGAUAAACAAAGUCCAAGAUCAGGCCAACUAAAUUUAAUUGCUAAUAAAUCGAAUAAUACUUCAAUAGAAAGUAAUCAACAUAAUUCACCCAGUUCACAGAGUUCAAUUUCACUAUCUGAUGUUGCAGAUUUAAUUAGUGAUAGAAGCAGUAAAAAAUAUAGUCCAAAUAGUGUAUCUAACCUACAUAAGCUGUCUAAUAGAAGUUUAAUAAAAGAUCAUGUGAAAAUGUUAAGCGAUGAUUCUGGUGACUUUUCUGAAUCACCUAUUCCAUCUCUAUCUAAUCUUAGUCUUGAUAUACAUAGUGACUGAAUAGUUUUAUUUUUAGUUAAAAUGUAUGCUAAUAGAAAACAAUAUUGUUUAUAUGAACUCAUUCAGAAAUUGAAAGUUAUUUUAGAAGAUUCUAUAAUGCUAGUAGUCUAUCUAUUAACAAUUCAUUAUCAAAUACAAGAAGUUGCCUGCCACUGCAUAUAAGAAAAAGAAUGAAAAUACAUUUAUUUAUAUAAUUA